AUGGCGUUCUCGUCAGUCUUCCAGAAUGAAGUGUUCCUUCUCAGCCCAACCCUCUCGCCCGACAUUCGAGACCGCUUAUAUCGAAUCAUCAUGGCGGGAGGCGGCACGGUCAUCAGCGACGCGUCACGCCACGCGUCGGCGAUCAUCGUGAAAGCUCACGGCAGCACGGACCAAUCGCAACCGCCAUCGCAUCCGUCGCAUUCGUCGCAUCGCGUGGUCUCGUCGCAUUGGGUGUUUAGGUCGCUUCAAGCCAAUCGCGCGGUCGACCCCUCCUCCCAUCUCGUUCUCCGUCCCCUCCCCUGCACAAUACCCCUCCCGGGAAUAAAAUCCUUCCAAUUCUGCGUCUCGAUGUACGGUGGCACGCGGCGCACCAACAUCCUCUGUCUCUGCGUCGCGCUCGGGGCAAACCCGACGGAGAAACUGGACCGUCGGAUCUCGCAUCUCGUCUGCUCCGUGGCGUCCGGGGAAAAGUACGAGCGCGCGAUGCAGUGGGGUAACGUGGCGGUGGUUACCGAGGAGUGGCUGCACGCGUGCGUGCGAGCCAAUGGGAUCGUGCCAACUGGACCGUUUCACCCUCCGCCGCUGAGUCUCAGCCAGCUGGAGGGGGGCCGGUUUCCCGUCACCCAGGGAGGCGCGCAGGCCGUGCGGAGGGGAGAGUCUGCGGGGACAGAGGAGGCUACGGGGAGGGGAGAAGCCGCGGGGAAGGGAGAGGCUGGGGGGGAGGGAGAGGGUGUGGGGAAGCGGAAGGCUGAGGGGAAGGUCUGGGGGAAGUUGGAGUUUCCGGGGCGAGGGGACACCGUGGGAGCUGGCGGAAUGUCACAUGGUGGGGAGUUCGCAGGGGCACGGGCUGCAGGGAACGUUGCAGGGGCACUAGGGGGAGUCUCAGGGGUAGCAAGGGUAGGAGAGGCGUUAGAGGGAGGAGAUGUUGUGAGAGCAGCUGCGACAGCGGCUGAUGGAGGAAGGGGAUGGAAGGAACCGGAUCAAAUGGAGUGGAUGGCGAAAACAGGGCGAAAUGAGUGGCUGGCAGGGGGUGAUGGGGUUACCAGGGACGGCGACAGGGUUGAUAGGGCAGUGCACGAGGGGAAAGGCGAUCAUGGAUUCAAUGUAAGGGACAGGAAUGAUGGGGAUGCACAAGAGAAAACUCAAGAGAAUCGAGAAAGUGAGGAGAAUGAGGGGAACAUGAGGAAGAGAGCGAGGCAGAUGGAGGGAAAUGGCGACUGUGGAUCAGAGGGAGCAGCUGCGAGGACGGUGGGAGAUGGCAUGGUGGUGGGUGCGGAAGAGAGUCGAUUUGUCGACCCGGCUCAUCCCAAUGCUCGUGCUGCCUGUGCGUCCGCCCCUGGCGUAUACACCACUGCUGACGCCUCCCCUGCUGCUGCUGCUGCUGCUGUUGCUGCGGCUGCUUCUGCUGUGGUUGGAGAGGAGGAUGGAAACGGGAGAGGGGGACGUAGGAAGCGAAGUGGGGAAUCGAGGCAGAGGGGUGAGGAAGAGGGGUUGGCAACGGUGGUGGACGGUUCGGGGAGCAGAGGAAGGGAAGCCGCGGGCAGUGGAAGGGCCAGGACUGCAUCUGAUAGACGGGAUUGUGCUGGCCAUGGGGAGGGCACGGAGGGUGCUGCUGGUAAUCAUCCUGAUCCAAAUACUGCUGGUGGCGGUGCUGGUGAUGAUGGUGGUAACCGCAACGCCUGUAACACUCGUGGAGGCAGAGCAAGGAAUGGUGCAGGAGGGGGAGACGGAGCAGGGGGGGAUGGAGCAGGGGGGGAUGCGGCUUAUGGUGUUGCUGAGGAAUCCGGCAAUGAGGGGGAUCUAGCGUCCGCCAUUGAGAAUCUUAUCACCUCCACCUCUGGCAUGCAUGGCGAAAGGGUGUCUUCCACUCUUUACCCCGAAAAUGGCAGGAGCUUUCACAGCAGCAGCCAGGGGAGUCACAAGGGUGUCACGGAAACAGCGUUUGCCGAUCCAGCCGCCAAGAGAACUUCUCGGAAGGUUCCGCUUUCUCAGAUUAAGGGGCAGGCGCUUGUGCUAUCACAUCAGGUCCGGGGAAGGAGUGGGGUGGGGGGCGUGGGGAUGGGGUUUGGAGCUGGGUUGGGAGCGGUGCUGACAGGUAAGGUGCACGGUGGGAGCACAGAGCAGCAUGAGAGGCAGACCGGGGUUGCUCGCCCACAGGGAUGGGAUAAGGCCCGCAACAAGUUGACAGGAGGUGGAAGGGACUCUAUGGAAAUAGCAGACGAGGAGGUUUCAAGGAACGGUCUUAGUGGGGCAGGUGAGAGCGAGAUGGGAGGGAGGGAAGGUUCUGGGAUGGAUAGUGGUGGUAUGGAUCUGCUUCUUAUGACCCAGCCUGCUUCCGAGGUGGUUUCAUACUCCUGCCGUGACGGGCACAGGGAUGCGGUGAUAGCACAGGUGAAGGAGCAUGUGAGGAGAUUCAAGAGCAUCGGCGGAAGUGGUGGUGGUGUCUGUGGGAGUGCUUCUGGAGGGGGAGGAGCAGCAGGGGCGGGAGGGAGGGCGUGGAGAGAUGCGGCUGGAGUGUUGCCAUAUCUUCAGGGAUUGCUGCGAGCAGCAGAUGCCACUGCAGAGAUUGUUGUGGAGUCGCCAACUGAUUGA
Closterium sp. Naga37s-1 is the source of this 2592-nucleotide messenger RNA. The record is from the annotation of a GenBank genome assembly. Lineage: Eukaryota; Viridiplantae; Streptophyta; Zygnematophyceae; Desmidiales; Closteriaceae.